CUCAGAACCUUCUCCCCUGAAGCCAGGGGUUGCACAGUCGGAACUCGGCGCUCUCGCUCGGCCAGGGGACCCCAACCUGAUUCUCAUCUGAAGACCCACCCGAAGUGAUGUGUGAAACCCAGCUUCCCAGGCCCCUCCCCUGGGGACUGGGAGGAGUUGGUCUGGAGGGGAGCCUAGGAACCUGCCUUUUAACAAGAGUCAAGGAGGAUGAUUAUGGAGAGGGAGAAGAUGAUGCCGAGGUCCAGCAAGAAUGCCUACAUAAAUUUUCUACCCGGGAUUAUAUAAUGGAACCCUCCAUCUUUAACACUCUAAAGAGGUAUUUUCAGGCGGGAGGGUCUCCAGAGAACGUUAUCCAGCUCUUGUCAGAGAACUACACUGCUGUGGCCCAGACUGUCAACCUGCUGGCCGAGUGGCUCAUUCAGACAGGUGUUGAACCAGUGCAGGUUCAGGAAACUGUGGAAAAUCAUCUGAAGAGUUUAUUGAUCAAACAUUUCGACCCCCGCAAAGCAGAUUCUAUCUUUACUGAAGAAGGAGAGACCCCCGCUUGGCUUGAACAAAUGAUUGCACAUACCACGUGGAGAGACCUUUUCUACAAACUGGCUGAAGCCCACCCAGACUGUUUGAUGCUGAACUUCACUGUUAAGCUUAUUUCCGAUGCAGGAUACCAGGGGGAGAUCACCAGCGUGUCCACGGCCUGCCAGCAGUUGGAGGUGUUUUCUAGAGUGCUUCGUACCUCUCUAGCUACGAUUUUGGACGGAGGGGAAGAAAACCUCGAAAAGAAUCUCCCUGAGUUUGCUAAGAUGGUGUGUCACGGGGAGCACACGUAUCUGUUCGCGCAGGCCCUGAUGUCCGUGCUGGCCCAGGAGGAGCAGGGGGGCUCGGCCGUGCGCCGCAUCGCACAGGAGGUCCAGCGCCUCGCCCAGGAGAGAGGCCAUGACGCCAGUCAGAUCACGCUCGCACUGGGCACAGCUGCCUCCUACCCCCGGGCGUGUCAGGCCCUUGGGGCUAUGUUGUCCAAGGGAGCCCUGAAUCCGGCCGACAUCACAGUCCUGUUCAAGAUGUUUACAAGCAUGGACCCGCCUCCUGUUGAACUCAUCCGGGUGCCAGCCUUCCUGGACCUGUUCAUGCAGUCACUCUUCAAGCCAGGGGCCAGGAUCAACCAGGACCACAAGCACAAGUACAUCCACAUCUUGGCAUAUGCGGCGAGUGUGGUGGAGACCUGGAAGAAGAACAAGCGAGUCAGCAUCAAUAAAGACGAGCUGAAGUCAACAUCGAAAGCUGUUGAGACUGUUCACAACUUGUGUUGCAAUGAGAACAAAGGGGCGUCUGAGCUUGUGGCCGAGCUGAGCACCCUCUACCAGUGUAUACGGUUUCCGGUGGUGGCCAUGGGCGUGCUGAAGUGGGUGGACUGGACUGUGUCCGAGCCGAGGUACUUCCAGCUGCAGACGGACCACACCCCGGUGCACCUGGCGCUGCUGGACGAGAUCAGCACCUGCCACCAGCUCCUCCACCCCCAGGUCCUGCAGCUGCUGGUGAAGCUCUUCGAGACGGAGCACUCCCAGCUGGACGUGAUGGAGCAGCUCGAGUUGAAGAAGACCCUCCUGGACAGGACGGUGCACCUGCUGAGCCGCGGCUGCGUGCUCCCCGUGGUCACUUACAUCCGCACGCGUCUGGAGAAGCUGGACACCGACAUCUCCCUCAUUCGCCACUUUGUGACUGAGGUGCUCGACGUCAUCGCGCCCCCCUACACCUCUGACUUCGUGCAGCUUUUCCUUCCUAUCCUGGAGAACGACAGCAUCGCCGGCACCAUUAAAACAGAAGGUGAACACGACCCUGUGACAGAGUUCAUAGCUCACUGCAAGUCUAACUUCAUCUUGGUGAACUGAGUCAGCGCAUCCUCCAGAGCUGGAGCGGAACGUUCCAGGAGACCCGCUGUGGAAGAACCCUUUCCAGAAGCUGUCGUUGAAGAGGCCCAGUCAGCAUCCUGGAAAUGGGCUCUGGUGGGAGGAGGCGGAUAACUUUGUUAAAAAGGAAGAUGUUAGCAGUGUAACGGCUGUCAGCAACGGUCCCCUCUCGUGAGUCCAGGGCUGCCCCCGAGUCCUGUUUACAGUGUUCGCUUCCCCCAGUAGCGGAACUAGGUUCCCGUUACCUCUUGGGAUGGAGCCAACUGUCGGCCCCAGGGGUGGUGGAAAUUCAGAAACUGAGACUCUUAGAUGAACUAUUUUCAAUGGCAAUUCAGAAACUGAGACUCUUAGAUGAACUAUUUUCAAAGUUGAUUUAAGUUUUCUCACAAGGCUCCACUGGUUAGUUCAUAUUAUUGCAAUUGCUUUCAUUUUCUGAGAACAAAUAAAAAGCCCUUCUGCGGUUGGAAGGUGUAGGUCCCGGUGUUAAUGUUGUUUUCGUGUGUAAAUAAAGCACUCAGAUUCA
Messenger RNA from Eubalaena glacialis (North Atlantic right whale), 2427 nucleotides. RefSeq names its product negative elongation factor complex member C/D (gene NELFCD). Bases 108 to 1886 code for a protein of 592 amino acids. Gene Ontology annotation, cellular component: NELF complex; nucleus. The record is from RefSeq and is a predicted model, not a curated record. The transcript has 15 exons. Gene Ontology annotation, molecular function: RNA binding. NCBI's taxonomy places the organism in Eukaryota, Metazoa, Chordata, Mammalia, Artiodactyla, Balaenidae. Gene Ontology annotation, biological process: negative regulation of transcription elongation by RNA polymerase II.